AUGGCCCCUCCGAGCGGCUCGGCGGCAUACAAGACCCAGGAUGGCUCCAAGAAAGACGGCACCCUGACCAUGUCGCAGGAUGGACAGUCGGUGUCCUGGAUUCCCGCGGCGGGGGGCGCCUCUCAGGCUGUCACCCUUCCUGUUUCUCAAAUUACCAAUCUCCAGCAAACCCCAGCCAGCAGCCAAAAGGUCAUGCUGAAAAUCCACGCCCUCGACCCGAAUAACCCCUCCGGAAAGGCCCUCCCACACAUCUUCUCCUUCACCUCCAAGACCAACCCCCGCGCCGAAGCAGAUGCCAUCAAGGACGCCCUCAGCGCCGCUAUCCAGGCCGCCAAGGCGCAGGGCACGCCCACCCCGACGCCGACGCCCGCGCCCACCCCCGGCGGCGACAGCAUGUCGGCCGCGAUGGCCAUCGCCAGCGCCGUCUCGUCCAGCGCGACAGCCAAGAACCCCUGGGACGACGACAAACGUCUCCAAUCGGACGUGGAGCUGCAGCAGUCGCUGCUCAAGUCGGACCCCACGCUGCAGCGCAUGUUCAUGGAGUCGCUGGGCACACGGCCCGAGACGCUGACGGCGGGCCAGUUCGUGACGCAGUUCUGGUCAACGCGGCUGCAUCUGCUGCGGGCGCACGCGAUCGAGCGGUCGCAGACGCGCGGCUCGUACAACGUGCUGUCGACGCUGAAGCCGCGCGUCGAGGACAACGUCACCAAGCUCAACAUCAGCAAGGAGCAGAUCCAGCUGAUCUUCAACCAGCACCCGCUCGUCAAGCGCGUUUACGACGAGAACGUGCCCAAGCUGAGCGAGCAGCAGUUCUGGUCGCGCUUCUUCCAGAGCCGCCUGUUCAAGAAGCUGCGCGGCGAGCGCAUCUCCGAGACUGACGCUACGGAUGCCAUCCUCGACAAGUACCUGACCGCCGAUGAGUCGGGCGUCGUCGAGCGCGACGCCCACGUGCCGCACUUCCUAGAUCUCGCCGGCAACGAGCUCAACAACAGCCAGCGCCGCGGUAACCGCCCGGACGUCGACAUGCGCUGGUCCAACAACGAAAAGGUCCCCAUCAUCCGCACGCUGAACCGGCUGAGCGAGAAGAUCAUGGCGAACGUCGCCCCGGCCGACGGCGACCCGCACGCCCCCAUCGGCAUGGACGAGGAGACGUACGACGAGCUGCAGCUGCGCGAUCUUCGCGGCGACGACCAGCAGCAGCGCAUCCUCCUGAACAUCCGCGACCAGAGCAGAUUCUUCUCCUCCCAGGCCAAGGUGUCCGACGACGAACAGAAUAAGCUGUUCGCGCAGCAGGACCCGGACCAGAUCCUGCGGGAUCUUCGGGCGGAAAUUGACCGCGACCUCCCGGGCGGGGGAACAGCACCGCUCGGCCGACUGGUCGAGCCGGACGAGGACAGCGACGACGACACAAAGAGCGGGCAGCUGGUCGGCUCGCGGACGAACCUGCACCGCGCCGCGACGCAGAUCCUCGACGCCAUCCGCGAGCGCCAGGCGCAGACGGAAGUGACCGCCGCGUCGAACACGUACGGCCUGUCGAGCAGCCUGUACGACCGGCUGACGCUGACGCACGCGACGACGACCGAGUUCCUACACCAGUUCUGGCAGGCGUUCCUGUCCGGGAACCCGGACCGCGCGGGCGAGGUGGCCUCGCUGGUGGAGUCGUUGCAGCGGGCGAUGGAGCGGAUCAAGGCCGUGGCGCAGGAUGCCGAAGCCGAUCGCCAAGUGGAAGUCAACCAGCGGAAGCAGAAGGCCCGAGCGUUCCAAGAGGCCACUGGACAGAAACGACGGAUCAACGUGGAGGGUGUGCCGGGAGGUGAGAAGGUGGUUCAUCAGCUCUUGGGGCCGACGAUUCGGGCGCUGGAGACGGCGCUGGGGAAGUACCAGGCGGCGCUGGCCGAAGAGAUGCAGAAGCAGCAAUGA
Messenger RNA from Aspergillus terreus NIH2624, 1920 nucleotides. RefSeq names its product TFIIH subunit TFB1 family protein. Gene Ontology annotation, cellular component: transcription factor TFIIH holo complex; transcription factor TFIIH core complex. Lineage: Eukaryota; Fungi; Ascomycota; Eurotiomycetes; Eurotiales; Aspergillaceae. The transcript has 2 exons. Gene Ontology annotation, biological process: transcription by RNA polymerase I; nucleotide-excision repair; transcription by RNA polymerase II. The record is from RefSeq and is a predicted model, not a curated record. Bases 1 to 1920 code for a protein of 639 amino acids.